This is a messenger RNA of Aspergillus calidoustus, 387 nucleotides long. NCBI's taxonomy places the organism in Eukaryota, Fungi, Ascomycota, Eurotiomycetes, Eurotiales, Aspergillaceae. The record is from the annotation of a GenBank genome assembly.
AUGUCCUCCAAGUCUCCCGUCCUCACAUCCAAAGCCCCAAAGCCGCUCCCGGGCAUCUACAGCCAGGCCAUCAAGGCAGGCGACUUUGUGUUCGUCUCCGGCGCGGUGCCCAUGGACCCCGUCACGAUGGAGAUUAUCAAGGGCGAUAUCCAGGACCACACACACCAAUGCAUAAAAAACCUAGGCGCAAUCCUCGAGGAGGCAGGCUCAAGCCUUGACAAGGUCGUCAAGGUCAACGUCUUUCUCUCAAAUAUGAACGACUUUGCAAAGAUGAACGAGGUCUACAAGAUGUACUGGGGAGACAUUAAGCCCUGUCGGACUUGCGUUGCUGUCAAGACACUGCCGCUGAAUGUCGAUGUCGAGAUCGAGUGCACUGCGCUGCUUUAG